This is a messenger RNA of Bacillus rossius redtenbacheri, 8686 nucleotides long. Its product is annotated as proliferation marker protein Ki-67-like. The transcript has 12 exons. Gene Ontology annotation, cellular component: nucleus; chromosome. Lineage: Eukaryota; Metazoa; Arthropoda; Insecta; Phasmatodea; Bacillidae. Gene Ontology annotation, biological process: regulation of chromosome segregation; regulation of mitotic nuclear division. Bases 133 to 7635 code for a protein of 2500 amino acids. Gene Ontology annotation, molecular function: protein binding. The record is from RefSeq and is a predicted model, not a curated record.
GCGUUGACGGUUAACAUAUCACAACACAACAGUUGAAAAUUGCAUGUUGGUGGUUAGAGUUUGUAAAUUGCUAUUGUUGAGGCGAAGCUGUUUUAAUACUACAAAAUACAAAUGAAUAAGAGAAAGUGAGGAAUGGCGACAUCUAAUCAUGUUUACGGUCAUUUGAAAGUGAUCAAGAAAGAUGGUAAAGACGGAUCUUGUUAUCCGUUGCUGUAUACCAGUAUUAUAGGCAGUGGAGUAAAUUGUGAUAUACGUAUUCAUGCACCUGGAGUUGAAGAUGAUCAUUGUUCCAUUUCUCCUACAGAUUUGGGACGGGUGACAGUUAAAAACUUGAGCAAAACAGGUACGGUUGAAGUAAAUGGGUCGAACAUCAAAAAUAGAUUGGUACCUUUGACUCAUUGUGAUGUUAUUUCUGUUGCUCAUCGAUCAUUUCGUUUUGAGUACCCUUCAGAGUCUCCUUUCUGCGUCGCUAAGAAAUUUUGGGCGGCUGAAAAGUUGGUUCCGAACUCGGGGACAAGUGGUUCAAUUGAGUCGAACCAGCCGGAUGGUCAAAAGACACCAGCAGGUACUUCUCCUGGCAAAAAUUCGCUUUGGAACUUCUCUCCAUUUUCGUCGCUGGCCAGUCGUCAAGUGGCUGUUGUCACUCCUGUGAUGCGCGUGCAGAAUGAGAAUGUUGAUAUUUCUGCAAAAUCAAGGCGACAUCGCUCUUUGGCUCCAAAUUCUCAUGGGAAUCAUGACUUACCAGUAUUACGGCGUGCUGGUAGCACAGAAGUUCUGGUGCAGUUCAACUUAAAAAGUACACUAAAGAAGAAGUCUGUUGGGGCAGAUUAUAAGGUAGAGCGAAAAACACCUCUGAAAACUCCAAGGCAGAAAAAGUCUCUGAAAACUCCACAGCGGAAAACGCCUAUGAAAACUCCUGUCUCAGUGGCUACAAAGAAAUUUGGUGUACCCAGGAAUUCUGCUUCGAAGUCUUGUGGAAAACAAGGCUUAACAUCUGAUCUUCCUGUUGAAAGUUCUGGAAGUGUGCAGGAAAAGACUCCUUGUGGGGAUGUUACUAAAAUAAAGGGGAAAACACCACUAAAGACUCCACGUUCGGGAGCUGCGAAGAAACAAGAAUUGCCAGAAUCUCCCUGUGUCGACAGUGCUGAAGUCAUUGUCCAGUCAGUUUCUGAAAGUAAAAAGAAAAAGAAAUCAGUUGGGGCUGUUUAUAAAGUAAAUAGAAAAACACCACUUAAGACUCCACGUUCGGGAGCUGCGAAGAAACAAGAAUUGCCAGAAUCUCCCUGUGUCGACAGUGCUGAAGUCAUUGUCCAGUCAGUUUCUGAAAGUAAAAAGAAAUCAGUUGGGGCUGUUUAUAAAGUAAAUAGAAAAACACCACUGAAAACUCCACGUUCAGGAGCUGCAAAGAAACUAGACUUGCAAGCGUCUCCCAGUGUCGACAGUACUGAAUUUGUAGUACAGUCCCCCUCUAGAAGUAGGAAGCAAAAUAAUUCGAUUGGGUCAGUUAACAAAGUUAAGGGGAAAACACCACUAAAAACUCCUCGUUUAGGAUCUGCGAAGAAAACUGACUUAACAGUAUCACCCCACGUUGACAGAGCCAAAAUUGAAGUUCAGUCAGUUUCAGAAAGUAAAAAGAAAAAUAAGUCAAUUGUAGGUGUCUGUAAAGUGGAGGAAGAAACAGUACUGAGAACUCCGCAUUUAGGUUCUGCAAAGAAAUUGGGCUUAUCUGCAAAAGCAAAAAAAUCACUGUCUGCUACACCUGCUCAAAAGUCUUCUCAGAGAUCACCAGCAUUGUCUGUUAAGAACAGCUGUGUUGCAGCAAAAUUGACAAACUCAAAAGUGACCCCAUCUAGAAACGUGGUUAAACGCAUGUCGAAAAAGUCUGUUGAAAGUACGCAAAAAGAAGAAAGUUCAGCAUCAACAGUCGAGUCCUCAUCUGCAACAAAAACUAAAAAAUCACCACGCAGAUUGACAUUAAAGAACAUUUCUGAACCACAAAAUCUCAGCACUAGGAAGAAAGUGGAUUAUAGUUCACCAGUUGAAAGUAGAAAACGUAAGCUUCAGGAGCUUGAAGCACGUUCUGAAAAGGCUGCAAAACGGCUGAAACUUCAGGGAUCUCCAAAAUCUCCAGACAAAAAGAAAAAUGCAGCUUUAAGACUUAUGUGCCGCAAAGAUUUUACACUUUCUGGAUCAAAGUACAUCCAAGGGACGAAAAGUGAAGUUGGAAAUAAAAAAAUACCUGUGGCUAGUCUUCACUCUACUGGCAAGCUUACUAAGAAGAGCAAGCUGCCUGUCAGGGUUGCUAAAAUAAGUGGUUCAAAAUCAUUAACUUCUUCUAAUUUGAAGAAGAGUGCCUUAGAAGUAAAACAUGGAUCUUUUAGAGCUCAGUUUUGCUUUUUGGAAUCAAAAAAUAAAAGUAAUAAAGAUGAACACUGUGAUUUAAUCCAUGAUGUGAGUGCAGAUAAAGCAAUCUGUAAGGUAGCCGAAGCAGAAAAGAAUGUGUCUGCCAAUCGACAGUUGAUUCUAGGAGAAAUGCAUGGCAGUGAAUCUAAUGGUAAUACACCUGAAUUUGGUGGUAAGAGCAGUUUUGUAGUUGAACCUCAAGCAACCGUAAGCCGUGGUAAGUCACGGAAGUAUUCUUCUCUUGAGCCAUUACAACAUCCAUCUUGUGGACAGACAUCUACUCCUCUGCCCAAAGAACAUCAAAAGAAAAAUGUGUCUCAAAUUGCUGUUGACUUGGAUGAUUCAGUUUUAGUUUAUGAUAAGAAUGGCACUCUAGGAGAUGCAGUGCUGGAAGAUGAAAGUGACAUUCGAUUAACACCUUGUUCUAGAUUAUCUCUGAGAAGUUCGUUUGGAUCUUAUGGCAAACCAUUGCAUACUGUUUCACUAGAAAAUAACCACAUUGAAAUUGAUGAGCAAUUACCAUCUAGUGUAGAAACCCCUGUUAGUAGUAAGAAACACAUUUCUUAUAAAAGUGAACCUGUGUCCACGCCAAUUUCAGCACGAAAGUCUUUGAGAAGCACAUCUGGACGUAAGCCAUCGACUUUGUCGCCAGAAUUUGACGUUACUCUCUCACCUGUAGAUGAUAGAACAUUCUCUUUAAACCAAUCUUCUACUGUUAAAGGCUUAGCUGACAAGAGUCCUGAAAGUCCAUCAAAGUUGCAUGAUGAUAUGGUAGAUCAUAGCUCUACAAGAAGUAAAUCCCAGGAAUGGAGUAAGAUUGCAUCACCUAAUUCACCACAAUUAAGUAAUGGUUUUUCAAUAAAAAGUCUUGAGAAGUCGGUUGAAAGUAAUGCUCGUUACAGUGGCAUGAAUAACUCUGAACAUCAGAGGUUUGAUAUUUCUUGUCCUAAGUCUUCAAGGCGUGAAUCACAGCGUAGCCGUAAAUCAUUGCGAAACAUUUCAUCUAUGACUGAGACUCCAAGCAGGAAGUCUUCAAAAACUGGCUCUCAAAGUUUGGUCACCACACCACUCGGUAAUGGUAGCCGUUUGUUUACUGAUGUAGAGGAAACUAUGGGAAUUAACACUUCAAGUGGUGAUAAGGAUGCAAAAUCAGUUUCCAAGAGAUAUAGUAAUAGUUCAUUGGGUAAAAACUCAAUUACACCAGAGAAUAGGUCAUCAGUUGGAAGUUGGGGUCUGUUAGAGAGUGUCAACCCGGAGAAUGUGCUUAACAACAUGCAGUUGGUACACGUAACUAGGCGCAGUUCACAGAAAUCACUUGCAUCGUGUAGCACACCAUCUAGAUUAGUUCAGGAAGCUGAUUUGCUGGAUAGAUCUUCACAAAAAGGUUCGCUUAGAAAAUCCAUGUCUGUGAGUUCUGCUUCAUUUAUUGUUUUAGAUGAAAGCCAAGAUGAAAACAAUGCAGUUAACUCCAACACCAACUGUAACUUGCAUAGUAGUAUUCGAAAUGAAGAAUGUAAUAAUGAGCCUGAAAAAGAAUUUUGUGAAAGAAACCUUAUUAAACGUAAAAUACGCUCUUCUAGUACUUUGAAGAAAGUUUCAGGGAGUCAAAGUACGACCAGAUAUUUUCUCAGUAGCAGCUUGAAUUGUGGUGAUGUUUUCAGCGAGCAAGGGAAAAUCACACCUCAAAACAAUAGGUUUGCAAGAAGUUUUACUGAGAAUCUUCCAAGUGAUGUUAAAGUUCCUUCGUCUAUUCUAAAGUCUGGUAGGAAGUCUUUAAGAUCAACUAGGAAAAGUGUAGUAAGAUUUAUGGCAUUUCCUGAUGUUGAAGAUGAUAAUCAAAUGUUUGGAAAAAAUGUAACUGAUGAUACAGAUACUCCUGAAGAAGUGGAACAUAUGGUCCUAGAAAAUUUAUCUGAAAGUGUGCCUGAAAAGUUACGACCGAGUGCCUCACCAGCAAGAUCUGGUUCUGCAAAGAAGCGAAAACUAAGUUUUAAAACAAAUAAAAAAAUUAUUCUGUCCACCACUAAAAAACACAGGAAUGCCAGCGAUGAGAUUAGUGUUCAGUCAGACAUUGCAGUGUGCAAUUCUGGAUCAUUUUGUGACAGUGACAUUAUUAAAGCUGGAAGAAAAAGUAGUGUUCGUAGUGCAAAAUCCAGAACAUCUCUUGGAAUAAGUGAAUUUAAUGAAAGUAGCACCACAGGAUCAUGUAUUGGAAAUGAAACUUCAUUUGAUUUCGACAGUAUCAAAACUCCAAGACUUUCAAAGGAUGUUAUUGUUUCUCCACUCUCUAGCACUGUAGUGUCUAGUUUAAGUAGAUCGAGUGAAAGCGACUCUGUUCAGAAAAUUCCUGCUGUUUGUUUAGUGGAUAUUGGAUUUCAAAGUUUGAAAGAGCAUUGUAGCAUUCCAUUUGAAGUGCCCCAGAGCAGUCUUCAGGAAUUCACAAAUCCUACAGAAAGUCACUUGAUUCAUGAUUGGGAACCUAAUAUGUCAUCAGGAUCUAUGCCUGUCUUGAAAUCUCCUUUGAUCAGUUUGUCAGGUGUUCGGAAGGCUUUAAAAACACCCAAAGUAUGCAAAUCUGCUAGGAAUAGUUUCAGGAAAUCCCUGUUGACUCCAAAACAGCGGGCAAACUCAUUGAAUAAUGUAUCAGAUGAAGCAGGCAUACUGACUGAAACAAAUUCUCCAGAUAAUUUACCUGAAAUGGAGCCGAGAAACCUGAGAACCACUAGAGUACAGAAGUCGCCUGUAAAUGAUCUAACUGAUGUUAGAGGGAUUAGAAGAUUGAUGACUACUCCGAAAACACCCAAAUCACCUGUAAAUGAUUUGACCAAUAUUGGUGGUGUCAAACAGAUAUUUAGGUCACCAAAAACACAGAAGUCCCCAUUAAAUGAUCUAACUGAUGUUAGAGGGCUUAGAAGAUUGAUGACUACUCCAAAAACACCCAAAUCACCUGUAAAUGAUUUGACCAAUAUUGGUGGUGUCAAACAGAUAUUUAGGUCACCAAAAACACAGAAGUCACCAUUAAAUGAUCUAACUGAUGUUAGAGGGCUUAGAAGAUUGAUGACUACUCCAAAAACACCCAAAUCACCUGUAAAUGAUUUGACCAAUAUUGGUGGUGUCAAACAGAUAUUUAGGUCACCAAAACCACAGAAGUCGCCAUUAAAUGAUCUAACUGAUGUUAGAGGCCUUAGAACAUUGAUGACUACUCCAAAAACACCCAAAUCACCUGUAAAUGAUUUGACCAAUAUUGGUGGUGUCAAACAGUUAUUUAGGUCACCAAAAACACAGAAGUCUCCAUUAAAUGAUUUGUCAAAUGUUAGAGGGCUCAGAAGAUUAAUGACAACUCCAAAAACGCUCAAGUCUCCUGUGAAUGACUUGACUGAUGUGACAGGUAUUGAAAGAUUGCUAAGAACUCCAACAAUGUCUCCACUCAAUAUUUCAUUUGAUAGGGGGUCCAGAACAUUGGUUAAAAGCCCAAUAACCCAACCUAAAGAUUCUAGUUAUGAUGGAGAGAAAACCAAUUCAAAUAUGUCGGAAGAUUCAAAGUCACCAUUAACUAGAAGUUUAAUAAAAACUAUAAAAACAGAACGCUCUCCAGUAAUUGAGUUCAAUGAAAUUGAUAGUGUGACAAAACUUCAGAUGCAAGAUAUCUCUAAUUCUGUGGGUGCAUCAGUUGAAAGGGCAAUUAUUACUACUGUUGAAUCACUGAAAUCAGAAAUUAAUGAUAGUUCACCCUCUCCAGCUAGGAUGACUCGAAGUAGAAAAAUUAUGAAUGUGUGUGAGCAUAGCACUGGUACACCUACACCAACCAAACGUACUCGGCGUGGGAAUGUUAAACCUGUGUCUUCAACUACUCGCGUUUCGGAUGCUUCAGGGCAUGCUUUGGAUUUUGUUGCUGGCAGUAGUGAAGUGCCGGGAAUCGAAGCAAAUGUAGCACAGACAAGAAAACCAUCUGAUACUGCUUCCCCCACUUCAACAAAGGAGGGAUCUUUGUUAUUGCCUUCAAAACCAGUCACCAGGAAACGACGUAAGGUCGAAGAAGUGAUCGAACCUGAAGAAGAAAACUUUUUGCAGAACAAGAAGAAAUUCCACUCAUCCGUGUUGGUAAAAGAUUCUACUGUUUCAAAUUUAACAUCUGAAGAUAAAAUGUGUGUCGAGGAAGAAAAUGUUCCCAUAUUAGCUACACGCAGUAAGAGGGGCAAAGCUUACGUGAAAUCUGUUGUAAUGCCUGAUACGUUGCAUGCACAUUCUAACCAAUCAUGUGAUGUAUCCAAGGAAGCAGGAGAUUUGGCAGAACCAGCCCGGGAAAAUUUGCCAAGUGUGGUAACACUGCCGGAGAAGCAGACUGUAUUGUCGCAGAACAAAGCUGUUCCUGAUAUGACAACUUUUGACAGUUCAUCACCUUCUGUAGGUAGAAGUCUGAGGACAAGACAAAAAACAAAGAAACAAGAAAUUGUUCCUAACCUAAAUGAAAUUGAAAGUCCAUCUAUUAACUCUGAUUUGGGAUCAAAAAGGCAAACGAGACGGAAUAAGAAGACUGAAACUUCCGAUUCUGUACUGUCAGAGGUGACAGCGGAGCAAGAAAAUGUUAAACCAGAUACUGAAGUUAGGAAAACCAGAAGACAGAGGAAAGUAGAAACUGUUGAAAAUUUGAUUUUGGCGCAACAGAUGUUUGACCAAGGCAAUGCUAAACCAGAAGUUAAAGUGACGAAGCCUAGGCGAAACAAGAAGACGGAAUCUGCCGGAAGUUUGGUGUUGGAAGAUGAUGCGCUUGAUCAAGAGAAUAUCAAGCCUGAUGUGAGAGUCAGGACUACGAGGCGGACGAAAAAAGAUUCUGCGGAAACCACCGCGGCCAAGCAGCCGGCUCGGAAACCACGCCGGAACAAGGAGAAUUCAGAUGCUGAACCUGUGGAACCAGAGCUGUCUGUCGUCAGCGCGAAGCCCAAAGGCAGGUCAAGGCGAGCAAAGCCGGCAGAUGACGAAGUGGCUGCGAAACCUCUCUCUCCGGAAACGAACUCACUCCUAGAAGAAUUUCAGCCUCGAGUUACUAGGAAACAUGUUACUUUCGCAGCAGAAAUGAAUGGUUCAAAUCAGGACAUAGCAAAGUCUCAGACUAAGAGAGAGGUGGCAACAACAUCUGGGAAACCCUCACGAAAAAAAGUUUUGCAGGAACCCGUGCAAAACAACAUUGGGAGCCUAUCGCCAAGAAAAACCAGAAAUAGAAGGGCAAGAUAAGUUUAACGAAACAUCGGUGCUUGGAUGUGUAUUUUAUAUUGAGACAUUUAGUUUGUAUGUAGAAUAUUAUAUAUUUCAGGUACAAAAGUUAGAAGAUUUUGUAUUAAUAGCUAAAUGUAAAUUAACAAAUUAAGCAGUGUACAGGUAUUUGAUACUAUUUUCACCCUUUUUAAAAUCAGCAGAUAAAAACUAUAGUGGUGACAGAAUAUAACUUUUGUUUGUGAAACAGUGUUUUUAUUGGACUCUUGGAAAACCAACAUAUGCCUAAAUUUUCUAUAAAAUAUUUUUAAAAUAAGUUCUCUGUGUGACAUGAGGUUUAUUUAUUAUAAUUAUUGGCUCAACAUAAAGGAAACCAGUAAGUGUUUUGUAACCAGUUUUGUUUCACAGGAUAUUUUUCUUUAUUUGUUAUCGUGGCAUUCUUACAAAGUGUACCUAGCAUUAGAAUUGACUUUUUAUGUGACCUUAACCUGGAUUAGCUAUUCCUUAAGCUAUUUUAGGUAUAUUGUUUUGGAUUUGUAUUUUUUUUUUUCACCAACAUAGAUUUACAAUGUAGAUUUUGUUGAAUAAAUAUCACGUUUGUAUAUUUUACGUAAGGUUUGUUAUCUGUAACAUUUCUGUCUUUGCAAGUUAAGGUGUUUAAGUAAGUUACAUUCAACUUAUUGUGGAAAAGAAUGAGGUGUAAGCUGGCAUGCUUGCACUUUAUUUUGGUUAUCUUUCAUUUGUUUGUUUUAUAUUUAUCAAUUUUUUUAAAUACUAACAAAACUAUGUAUAUAUCAAGAAAUUCUUCUUUCCUAUCUACAAUUUAAUAAUUUUUUUUGCCAUUUUAAACUAUUUUGUAUGUUUGGCAUUUUUCUUUAUUUUUAUAAUAUUGUUUGGCAUUUGUGCAUUUUUCUUAUAAGUUUUGUCAAACAUGAAGAUAUGAAUGCAUAAGAAAUUUGAAGGAAAGUGUAUCAUACUAGCACAUGAAUGACAAGUGAAAAUAAUGUGCAAAUGGCUUGGGCAAGUAUUGUUGUUCUUUAACAGUUAUUAAAGAACUUUUGAUAAAAUUUAA